Molecule: messenger RNA, 1163 nt
Organism: Suillus fuscotomentosus
Lineage: Eukaryota; Fungi; Basidiomycota; Agaricomycetes; Boletales; Suillaceae
Exons: 6
Coding region: 122-1084 (320 amino acids)
Source: RefSeq, a predicted model, not a curated record
UUGUGCAUUGUAAACUCGUAUUAACUUGUUGAUUACCCAAUGAGAGCCAGAUCAGAGCUGUGCGCGAUGUAACGCCUCAAACAUCCAGCUGGUUCCCCUACACCGAGAUCUGGAGCCUCCCAUGUCAGAUUGGUUUAGACCUCUCCCUUAUUCACUAGAUUCGAUAGCAAGUGCUGUAAAAUUUCAACAAGACACAUUCGCUGGUCUCAUCCGCUACUACCGGCAAGCUUGUUCCCAGCUAAGCCAGACGUGCGAACGUAUUCGAGCGGAGAGAAAGGCUCUUAGAAAAGAAGUAGACAGUUUGCAGCGAGAGGUGGAGCACCUACGCCAGCGCACUUCUGGCUUGGACCCCGCUCAUGCUCAGCAACCCUCAUCUUUCUCCAACGCGAAUGGCAAGCGUCCGAUGGCUGAUGUCCAUGAUUUCAAGGCAAGUUCCAGCCCUAGAUCUAUCGUCACCCCAAUCGGACCGAAUCGAAUUACAUUACCGCCCGGGGAGCAACCGAAUUUCACCCGCCAAGAUCAGGGACGAAUUUCCAGCCAGAGCCGUCAACCGGAACGACCUGGCACAAGUCGUUUUGUAGAACAAUAUGCGUACAAUGGUGAACAGGGACCACGCAUGCAAGCCCCUCAGCUCUCUCACGAACAAUCAGCAUCUACCCGGCACCUGCGAUUGGCGUCCGGGGAUCAAGGUCAUCAUUCUAUGCCACCUCCACCCCCUCCAGUACCCGGGCCUCGAGGUCGCUUCAGGCCUGCAAUGAACCAGACGGAUACAAGAACCACGAUGGCGUCGAACCCCCAGACAGUUGGACCGCAAACGAUACAACAUCGACCUCAGCAACGCUCAUUCGCGGUUCCGCAAACUCCUCAUCGCGCUAGCAGCACACACUUCACUGGCCAGACAUCCGAUCAAAUGCGCUCACUCCAAUCCAACCGUUUCAUCCAACCAUCUUCGCACGGACAUUCGAACUCUGGUGCAGGUGCAGGUGCAGGUGCAGUGACUGUGACAUCCUCGAAUGUCCCGGGGACCUCGUCUGGAAGACAUAGGAUGCCAUUCGUUUCAGGGAGUGCCAGUGGAUUUGGAUGAACUUGACUUUAUCAUACAAUCCUCUUGAUCGAAUAUGCAAUGAACGCAGUAUCCACUUGCAAUUGUGUUGUGGGACUCU